Aquila chrysaetos chrysaetos is the source of this 1074-nucleotide messenger RNA. Its product is annotated as formin-like protein 16. Bases 403 to 1074 code for a protein of 223 amino acids. The record is from RefSeq and is a predicted model, not a curated record. Lineage: Eukaryota; Metazoa; Chordata; Aves; Accipitriformes; Accipitridae. The transcript is spliced from 4 exons.
ACAGGGCUCGGGGGCUGCCUGCGGCCACAGCACAGGCUCCAGGGGAGGGGCUGGAGCUGGGGGCAGCCGCACGGGCCGAGCGGGGCCGGGGGAGCUCUGGCGACUCGGGGAGGCGCCCGCUGGCCGCGCGCCUCCGUCCCCUCUUCCCUUCUACCGGCGGCUCUCGGAGAACUCCCCGGCGCUGCCCUGGCCCGGCUCGCCUCCGGCGGACCAGGAGCCUGCCGCAGUGGCCGCUUCGCAGCUUCCCGGCCCGGCAGCCCCGGGCGGCCAGCGGCCAGGAGGCACCCCCCGCCCCCGCCCCCGCCGGAGGGGAUCGCUCGCCUCACCCGCGGUCCCGGCGCUCGCCCGCUGCCGCCGAGACCCGCGCCCUGCGCACCGCCACGCGGCUCCCGGGGACCGCGCAUGCGCCGGAGGGGCCGGAGCCGGCGCGCGAACGCCGGGCUGCCCCACGCGCAGGACGGCGCAUGCGCCCGGGAGGCGCGUCCGCACGGCUGGUCGGGGAGCGGGCGCAGCGGGAAGCCCGCGGAAAACCACGCGAAACCGGCGACGCUCCUGAGUCUGAGCCGGUCGGACUCCGGGGGCCGCGGCGGCGGCAGCAGCGAGGACUACGCCGCGCCCGAGAGCCACGCUGCUGCCCGGCCGCCGAGUCCGCGAAAACUACAGCUCCCGGCAUGCCCCGGGAGGCAGCCCGCCCUGCUGCCUGACCCCGCGGGGACGCCGCUUCCGUUUCCGCCCACCCCCACGCCGGCGCAGCCGCAGUCCCCGCCGAGCCCCCAGCGCGGCUCCGUGCAGCUCUGGCGCGCUCCCGCCGCCGCCGCUCCGGCACGGCGCGGCCCCGCUGCCGCUCCGUGGUCCGACACGGACCCGCUCUGUCCUCCUCGGGGUUUUCCCCGGGACCCGCCCGGGCGAUUGCGCAGCCCCCGCCACGGGGCCCGCGCCCGACCCCCCCCCCUCGGCCGACGUGCUCCCAGCCCCCCUGGAGGGGCCGUCGCCAUCAGCCUCACUGCCCGCACCUGGGGCUCCUCCAGCCCCGGCCCGCAGCUGUGGUACCGAAAAGCCGCAAUCAAACUCUGA